AUGUCAAAACUCCGCGUCCUUGUUAGCGGUGCCUCCGUGGCUGGCCCGGCACUUGCCUACUGGCUCGUUCGCGCAGGAUGCAAAGUGACAGUCGUCGAACGUGCACCGAUCCUUCGAACUAACGGUCAAGGGGUUGACGUCCGCGAUACCGCUCGAGACGUGAUUAAGCGCAUGGGCAUCUUCGACCGCAUUCGGGACAAAAGCUCACACGAGGAAGGCCUCAAGAUCGUUGACAGCAACGACCGCUGCCUUUCGCGCUUUGGUGUUGACGAAUCCGGCAAGGGCGACAGUUUAACCUCCGACGUUGAGAUUCUCAGAGGAGAGCUGGCAGGGAUUCUCUUCGAUGUCACAAAGGACGACGUCUCCUACAUCUUCGGCGACAUGGUCGAGAGCCUGGAAGAAACCGAGAAGGAAGUUGGCGUAAACUUUGCCAACGGCACACCGACCACGGCUUUCGACUUGGUAGUCGCUGCGGAUGGCCUUGGCUCGAAGAUCCGUGGUAUAGCUUUUGGAAAUGGCCACUCUCAUAUCAGAUCUCUGGACUCUUACACGUCGUACUUCUCCAUUCCACCCGGUGAUACAGACACGAUGUGGUCGAGAGUUCACUGGGUCAAGGGGGGUCGGUGCAUGUUGCUGCGACCAGACAACGUGGGCCGGACCAGGGCUUUCCUGUCUCUUACAGCCUACGACAAGUCAGACGAAAGACUUGUUCGAUUUGAAAAGGCUUCGAAAGAGGGCAUUCCAGCGCAAAAGCUUCUGGUCCAAGAGCUUUUCCAAGACGCCGACUGGGAAAUUUCUCGGAUAUUGAAGGGUAUGCAAGAGUCUGAGGACUUUUACAUGCAACAUGUCGCACAGGUCCGACUGAAUCGCUGGUCGAGCGGUCGUGUGACUGUGGUCGGUGACGCGGGUUAUGCUCCUUCACCAUUUACUGGCAUGGGCACAUCGAUUGCUUUCAUCGGCGCAUACGUUCUUGCCGGCGAGAUAUCUCGACAGCCGAACGACAUUCCCGCCGCGCUGGAGUCCUACGAGCGUGUCCUGCGCCCGUACGUUGAGAGCGUCCAGAAGCUGCCUCCUGGCAUACCAUGGAUCGUCAACCCUCAAUCGGCGCUGGGCAUCAGAGUGUUUGAAACCGUCAUUAGGGGUGUAGGGUUGCUGUCGGCGACGGGGCUAGCCACCUUGUUCUCGAAACUCGCAGCGUACCUGCCAAUCGGUGGGGACUCGUUCAAGUUGCCAGACUACGAGGCGUUCAGGCAGUAA
Letharia columbiana is the source of this 1257-nucleotide messenger RNA. RefSeq lists its product as uncharacterized. Gene Ontology annotation, molecular function: FAD binding. NCBI's taxonomy places the organism in Eukaryota, Fungi, Ascomycota, Lecanoromycetes, Lecanorales, Parmeliaceae. The coding region runs from base 1 to 1257 and encodes 418 amino acids. The record is from RefSeq and is a predicted model, not a curated record. The transcript has a single exon.